This is a messenger RNA of Botrytis cinerea B05.10, 2229 nucleotides long. RefSeq lists its product as hypothetical. Bases 103 to 2064 code for a protein of 653 amino acids. The transcript has a single exon. Lineage: Eukaryota; Fungi; Ascomycota; Leotiomycetes; Helotiales; Sclerotiniaceae. The record is from RefSeq and is a predicted model, not a curated record.
GAGAGGCUGAAAUACGUAGCACCAAAGUGCAUCAGCAUCUUAAGUGAACCAAAUCAAUGUCUUCUUCUCUGUUCCUCUUCUUAUACUUCUCCGUCGUUCAUUAUGUCGUCUCCUUACGCAGAUAUUCCGCUCCUGCGCCCUGAUAAGCAAGUCAGAUUGCUUAGGCUGGAGCAAUCAUCUUCUGAUAGUGAUUACUAUUGCUUCAGCUUGACGGUCCACGACUUUUGCGACGAUGUAUAUCACCCAAAAUACAUUGCCAUCUCGUACACGUGGGGAGACUUUGUCCCAGAAAUGACGAUAAUUGUAAAUGGUAAAAGGAUGCGAGUGCGAUUCAAUUGCUGGUAUGCUCUGUGGCAGAUGAGACACCAUGGCUUUACCGAUUAUUUGUGGAUCGAUUCAUUGUGUAUCAAUCAAGACAAUAAUGAAGAGAAGAAUUUUCAAGUGGCUAUUAUGGGCUCGAUAUACGAAUCGGCAUUAUGGGUCGCAAGUUGUAUUGGUACUGGUGACACAAUCGGUGCCAUACAGCCCCCCUCAGCAACUGACGGCGGCGAAGAAGCUAAGAUCGCUAGAGAGAAACUUCGAGGAAGGUUUGACCAAAUCCCAUACUUUGAUAGAGUAUGGAUCAAACAGGAAAUUAUUCUUGCGCGCGACAUUACGCUUUUCUACGGAUUGAAUAGAGUCUCGUGGGAAGAUUUUAGUAUGUUAAUGAGCAUUGAGCAGAGACUACCGGGGCAAAUUUUGAACCCAGAAGAAAGUGCUGACAGUGGCAUGUUUGAUGCUCUUGAGAAUACCGAAGAUGUUUCAAGUAGUUUUUAUAGAUGGGGUCAGAUACGGGAGUAUUCCAUUCAGGAAGCCGAAAUGAAUUCUACUUCUCUACAGCUUUGCAAUCAUCGCUCAAAUUCAAAGUCUGGUACAUUCGUGGAAUUGGUUCUCAGGUAUAAAACAGCAAAGGCUACCAACCCUAGAGAUAAAAUAUACGCACUCCUCUCUCUGCUUCCAAAAGAGGAUCUCAUCCGACGAAACCUGGUGAUUGAUUACGAACAACCUACAUUCCAUCUGUUCCACGCCGUUGCAAGAUUAGUGUAUAGUGCAUAUGAAGAUUUGGAAAUUGGACAGAAACAUCAGGUCCUCGAUUUGAUUAGGGAAUGGCUAGAUGUCAACGAGCAUAACAUAGAAAUGGAUGAAUAUCUGAGAUCAGUUCCACUUUCACCAUCAGACUGGCUACCUUCAUCGGCAUCAGAUUUGAGUAAUCCCUGGCUUAAGGGAAUCGACCCUCAUAUCAGACUUGACAUCAAGGAAUUGUGCGAGAUUCCUCAGCAGAAUGAACUCCACGCCAAUUUGAACAUUCAAUUCGAGGAGCACUCACCUUUAAUAUUACUCGAACAUAUAAAUACAUGGCGGCAGAACGAUGAUAAAUGGUCUAAGGAACAUAUCAAUGAGCUUUUGCCUGCCAAUCUUAAAACUUCAAGAGUUACCAUUAUGUGGCCAAACCUACAGACGGAUAUUUUCCCAGCUAUGAAGGAGUUUCUGGUCAAUGCAGAUGUUCGAGACGGAGAUUUCAUUGCAAAAGUAGUUUGGGGCAGAUCCGAAAUUAUAUACAACGCCGCAGACCAUUGGACUGCGGCAUAUGCUGUUCUGCGAACGGUGAAAGAUCAGGAUAACGACAAAGAACUAGAUAAAGCUGAUGACUCUAUCAUGGAUACUUCCGACGACGUACUCGACGUCUCAUCGAUUCACGAGUCAGAGCAAGAGCACAGCGCGGAUACUCUUCUCGCACUCCAUAGCUGGGCCAUUCCGGUGAGCCAAGAUCUCAAAAUACUGACCAAAGGCGAAAACUCAGAUCUUUCUGACAUAUACCGGAACCAAAACCCGGGCGUAUUAGUCCUACAUCAUCGAGACGCCUUGAUACCGUUGAUUUUGAACGAUAGACCAUUACACGCGUUGUUGUAUCCUGCUCCCAAUGGAUCAUAUGUUUCAAUUAUUGAAUUAGACAGCAAUGCGGAAUGUAAAUCUGAGCCUCCCUUGAAACAAUUGUCUGACUACAUCAGUGAUGUGUUUGGGUGAAACUGGGAAGAGGGACUAAAAUAUGGGUGUUUUGAAUCAAUAGUGGCAAGAAUUAUAUCUGGCAAUACUUGAAUUCCAAUGAAGAUUAAAAUCGAGCAAUAAAGCAUUUCAUUUUGUCAAUUUUAAAGGAUCCUGAAACGUGCAUUAAAUAUCGUUCUUGUUACA